AUGAAAUUGGAAAAGGGGGACAGUCUAGCCAAGGAUUAUGUGUCAGAGCUUUGGGACUACACUCGUAUUAGUGUGACACAAAAUAGCCUUCAGGAGUUGAGUGAAAUUUGGGAUCGGUGGGAUGAUGAAACCAAGCAGUUGCUCUACUCUAAUUAUGGGGACUUGCCGUAUUUACUUAGCAUCAAGGUGGAUGAACGACUAUUUCGCGCUCUCGCACAAUAUUGGAAUCCUGCAUAUAGCUAUUUUACUUUUGGGAAUGUGGAUUUGGUGCCUACAGUAGAGGAAUAUACGGCUUUACUGCAUUGCCCUAGGCUUCAGGUUGAUAAAGCAUAUUCCAAAGCCGCGUAUGUCCCAGCUUUUAGGAAGAAAUUAAUGAGUAUUACAGGAAUGAGCGAACAAUGGAUCACGGCCAGGAUAAAACAGAAGGGCGAGUGUAAAUGUAUCCCAUGGAGGAAUUUCCGAGACUUGAUCCUAGCACAUCCUGAUGAAAAAAGAAGGGCAUUGGGGCAUGUUGACGAAGUUGUUUCAGAUCUUGUUGAUCGGUUGGGUAAAGGGGUCACACCUGUUCCUGCGAUUUUGGCUGAAACGUUUAGAUCUUUGAAUGCGUGUAGGCGAGCUGGUGAAGGCAGAUUUAUAGGUUGUGCGCAACUGUUGAUAGCCUGGUUCGAUAGUCAUUUCUGGAAGGUGGACAAAGUUUUGUAUCGGGUUUUCUCUCAACAUUAUUCCCCAUUAAAGGAAAUAGUGGCUACCCCCAGAAGGGACGAUAUAUCAGAAGAAAAUUGGAUAGCAAUUCUGCAAAAUCUUCAAGAGGAUGAUGUGGAAUGGAGAGCUCCUUGGUUGAUUCCUGAUGGAAUUCUCUACAGUUGUGAAAGCUUUGACUGGGUUCCGUUGCUUGGGAUUUGGGGAGCCGUUGGAUACGCGCCUUUGUUGGUCUUAAGGCAAUACAAUUCGAGACAAUUUGUGCUAGUAACAUAUGGUUUAGCUCAAUGUGAAUUCUUGUACCGAGGAGACAAUUACAAGAAAAAGGUGAAGGAAAUUUCUCAGGCUUGGAAUCAGGUCCACAGGAUGAAAAGGCUAGCUAUGGGUUUGAUGACAACCCCAGAGUAUGGUGAGUGGCGACGCAAAAGGAUUAAUGAUAACAUCCUGGAGUUAAACUUGGAGAGUGCUCGACCAAUGGAGGAGUAUCUACAAGUGAUCCCAUCAGAGCUGGAGAUUAUAAAAUAA
This is a messenger RNA of Gossypium raimondii (Peruvian cotton), 1224 nucleotides long. RefSeq lists its product as uncharacterized. The coding region runs from base 1 to 1224 and encodes 407 amino acids. The transcript is spliced from 2 exons. The record is from RefSeq and is a predicted model, not a curated record. NCBI's taxonomy places the organism in Eukaryota, Viridiplantae, Streptophyta, Magnoliopsida, Malvales, Malvaceae.